This is a messenger RNA of Psilocybe cubensis, 609 nucleotides long. RefSeq lists its product as uncharacterized. The transcript has 8 exons. Bases 1 to 609 code for a protein of 202 amino acids. The record is from RefSeq and is a predicted model, not a curated record. NCBI's taxonomy places the organism in Eukaryota, Fungi, Basidiomycota, Agaricomycetes, Agaricales, Agrocybaceae.
AUGAGCGCUGACAGGCGCCUUUGCUACGUUGCAUCAGCUUGCACUAGCUUUGAUACAUUUCGUGGGGAAGUGGCUGCCAUCGAGUUGCUACUUCUAAAAAAGCAUGCUAUGCUGACAAGCGGCAAGGUACCGACAAUCCUUCGUCUGAGCAGCGCCGUAGCCUGCGAUACGGCGAUAGCAGGCUCCCUGUCUUACUAUUUGCACACGAAAAGGACCGGUUUUAAGAGAAGCGAUAAAAUGAUUAAUUAUCUGAUCCUUUUCUCUAUAAAUUCUGGAUUGUUAUUAAGGUUGAAUUCUCGACAAGUGCUAUUUAACGACACUUUUGACGAGAAAGAUGGCCCUAUCGUGAAAGUCAAACACUCUACCCGUCAUCGAAGCCGUCGAUCCAAUGCUAAUUGGGUAAUCGACCGAUCUAAAACACCAGAUAAGACCCCUACUCAAAUAUAUGUGGUUACCGAAACCAUUAUCGACAACGUCCCUCAACACCUGGACCCUGAGAUGAUUCGAAGUCCGAAAGAUACCCAAGGGAAACAAUUGUCGGAAAGCUCAUCAUCAUCCGGAAGUGACUCCUCGUCUGAACUGGCAUCUCAAAGAGGCGAGUCUGUGUAG